Messenger RNA from Stomoxys calcitrans (stable fly), 3654 nucleotides. It is a transcript of the gene Dna2, whose product is annotated as DNA replication ATP-dependent helicase/nuclease DNA2. The transcript has 4 exons. NCBI's taxonomy places the organism in Eukaryota, Metazoa, Arthropoda, Insecta, Diptera, Muscidae. Bases 23 to 3463 code for a protein of 1146 amino acids. The record is from RefSeq and is a predicted model, not a curated record. Gene Ontology annotation, molecular function: single-stranded DNA helicase activity; 5'-flap endonuclease activity. Gene Ontology annotation, biological process: replication fork reversal. Gene Ontology annotation, cellular component: cytoplasm.
CGUCCAGGAGAAUAAUAGCACCAUGAGCACUAUCAAAAGAUCAAUGCCGGAAAACAUGGAUUCUGAACACUUGGCCAAAAAGGUGAAACUUGAUAAAGACCUAGAAAUGGAAGAAAAUUAUGAUUUUCUCUUUGAUCAAGAGGAUGAUUUUGAUCUUGGAGCAAUUGAGGCAGCAGAAAAAGAAGUCAAUAAAGCAAAACUGGAUCUAACUUCAUGGCAAAGGUGUCUGGUAAAAGAAGUAGAAAGGGAAAAGAAAACAUUUGCAUUGAUACUUAAAGUGGUGGGUCUUCAGAAGAAUGAAGAUGGCCAAGAUGCAGAAGCCAAGUGUUUCCUGCAAGGUCCCUGGUGUCACACUCGAGUUGCGGCCGAUGAUAUAGUUUCGCUGAAAGCUCAAUUCGAUGAAAGCCUUGAUGCUUACAAAGUAGAUAAAGAUCAAGGAUUUUGUGUGGUUUAUCCCGAUUGGUUGAUUUCGGGAACUACAGUGGUAGGUUCGUUAUUUUGCGGUAGAAAAUCAGUGCUUCAAGAUCGCUUCAAAGGUAUUGAUCCCAAUAAUAAAGUGAUGGUUAUUGGUUCCUUGGUCCAUGAAUUGUUGCAAAUUGUUUUGGAGAAAGGUAUUCUGCAGCUAAAGGAUAUCGAAAAAGAGGCAGUGGACCUUCUGAAUACCCAAGAUACUGCCUUUAUGCUGUACAGCAGUCAAUUGACUCGAGAAGAUACCACGUUGGAGGUGAUGCAGUUCGUCAAGAACAUACACAAAUUUGUACAGCAGUAUAUUGACCAGAAGGAGAACAGCAUACCCAUAGAAAAGGAUAACUUUAAUGGACGCAUAUGUGAGAUAAGAGAUAUUGAAGAAAAUCUAUGGAUUCCCCAAAUGGGAAUUAAAGGAAAAAUCGAUGUGUCGGUAAAAGUAGAGUCACGCAACAAAAAGGGACUGAUGGCAAAAUUCAACGAAAAACAAGAGAAAAUUUUGCCUUUAGAAUUAAAGACUGGAAGGGCCACAUUUUCAAUGGAGCACAAGGGUCAACUGAUACUAUAUCAAAUGAUGCUAAACGCAUUGGAUAAGCCCACCAAUUCGGGCUUGUUGCUUUAUUUAAGAGAAGGCUUUUUGAGAGAAAUUCCCAGCACACGCAACGAACAGCGGGAUUUAAUAACAUUGCGAAAUGAAAUUGGUCACUAUCUGACAAAUAUGCCUGACUACUCCAAUCUUGCUAGCGAUUUGAAAUUGGACAAUGGUAAAUUCAUACAACCCUUUGAACUGCCCGAACCCAUAUCACAUCCCACUGCCUGUGCACAGUGUGCUUAUGCAUCGUUGUGCUGUAGUUUUGCCAAAACCGAUCCCUCACUAGAACUAAGAACCAAUCAUCCCAUACGCAAAUUAUCCGAAGAGAGUCUUAAACAUUUAACUGCCAAAGACUAUGAAUAUUUCAUAAAAUGGUGUCACUUGCUAAUGAUGGAGGAGAAAGAAGCUAGAAAAUCUAAUUUUCAGAGAGCAUUAUGGUGUUAUACCCCGGACGAAAGAGAACAAAUGGGCAGAGCUAUUUGUGGCUUGCAUAUAGCAAAUGAUGGCAAAGCAAUUGUCAAGAAAGAAACUCGAUAUGAGCAUAGGCUUGUCUUGAAAAGCACUCAAAAUGGUUGCACCGCCCAGAAGGAUGUUGAGGGACAAGAUUUAAUGUUAUAUGGGUUUUCUCUGGGAGAAUAUAUUAUUGUCUCCACAACCAAACGCUUGGCCAUUGCAGCAGGACCCAUAACGGAUCUCGAUUCAUCCUCUAUUACCGUUAGUGUAGAAAGAAAUCUCAUGCAAAAUUACUCCAAUGAAGUGUUCAUUAUUGAUAAGUACGACUCGCAUUCGGGAAAUACAUUUAAUUUUACCAAUUUGGGCAUACUACUGGAUGACACCGACAAAUCGCAACGUCUAAGGCAGAUUAUUGUGGAACUAGAACAGCCAACAUUUCAUAAGGUAUUGCCGAAAAUAGUGGCCACCGAAGGAGCUGAAAUAUUGAAACAGCUGAAUUCGGUACAAAGAGCAGCAGUGCUGAAAGCCUUAACCACACAGUCGUUUAUGUUGAUAAAGGGUUUGCCAGGAACAGGUAAAACUCAAACUCUGGUGGCCAUCAUACGGCUUCUCUAUCUAAUGGGCAAAUCCAUUGUCAUAACCAGUCAUACCCAUUCGGCUGUUGACAAUCUUCUAUUGCGUCUCAAACCUCACAAUGUACCAUUUCUGCGUUUGGGUAAUGGAGCUCGUGUUAACCCACAACUGCAUGAAUCCUGUGAAUCAACUUUAGUUGCCAACUGCCAUACGGAACAUGAAUUAAAUGAAUUUUACAAUUCUUAUCGCAUAGUGGGAGUUACAUGCUUGGGAUCCUCCAAUGCCAUAUUCAUGCAUCGCCGCUUUGAUUUCUGCAUAGUGGAUGAAGCCACCCAGGUAAUGCAGCCCACUGUUCUGAGGCCUUUGUUCUUUUGUGACCGCUUCAUAUUGGUUGGAGAUCCCGAACAAUUGCCCCCUCUUGUUAAAUCUGCCGAGGCCAGAAAGAAGGGAGCUGACGAGUCUCUCUUCCAUCGCUUGGAUUCUCAGCAGGCUACUUCGGUGUUAACGCUACAAUACCGCAUGAAUAAAACCAUCACCAAGUUGGCUAAUGAUUUGACCUACAACGGCUCUUUGCUGUGUGCUUCGAAUGAAAUAAAAAUGGCAAAUAUGCCUUUGCCCAUGUCUCUGCCAAAUCCACAGGAGAAAUGGUUGCAGCGAGUGCUACAAACACAUGUAGACCAAUCGGUAUUUCUUCUGGACACUCAAGAUUGCUCGGAACGCUCUUCGCUGUAUGCCAAAAGCAAGCAUAGCACCACUUGUGCUCUAAUUGAGAAAAACUUUAACGAAGAUUCAUCGGUUGCCAGGGAUGAGGUGACUAGUAAAGAAACUAAAACUCCUAAACGAUUUUCGAAAUAUUCCAAUUACUGUGAAGCCGCCAUCGUUUUCCACAUAGUAAAGACAUUGUUGGAGAGUAAAUAUGACCCAGAUCGCAUUGGCAUCAUAGCACCCUAUAGAGUGCAAGUGGAACUCUUGCGCAAACUUGCUUUACACCAUCAGGAGUUUUAUGGAAAACAAAAUGCCCAGCUUAAUUUCUCCUUGGUUGAAGUAAAUACUGUGGAUCAGUAUCAGGGCAGAGAUAAGGACAUUAUCAUCUAUUCAUGUUCACGCACCGGGCCAGCCGAUUCCAAGAACUCCGAACGUUGCCGCGAUGCUGAAAUCUUAGAGGACAAACGUCGUCUCACGGUGGCCAUCACACGUUCUAAGCAUAAAUUAAUUAUUGUCGGCGACUCCGACUGCAUCCAACAAUACACCCCCUUCCAGAUACUUUUGCAGCGCAUUCCUGGCUUUUGUAAGCUUAAGUUGGAAGACAAUAAAAUGGGUUUCCAUUGGGAUUCUGUCAUGGAUGAAUUAACCAAAGUUAUACAUAGUCAAAGUUCUUAGGCAUGAAGAUGAUGAUGACACAAAUUGGAAUCGGUAAUUUUUUUUUUAUAUGCAUGUGAUUAUGUUUAAAAAUUAUUCACAAAUUUUUUGAGAAAUGUCAAUUAUAGCCAUUUUAAGUGAAAGAGAAAAAUUUUAAGUCUUUUUCGACACGAGAUGAAUAAAAUUUUUCCUUGUUUUCUAAAAAAAUUCAA